GAGACAGCAAACUGGCUGUUAUGAAAGAAUAAUUCGACGUUGAGAGUGAACUCCCAUGUCUAUGUUUGCUGCCUCUUGAAAGAACAAUCAUACGAUCUUUCAUCUUGGAAAUAAAUUCUUACUAUAAGAACAUAUGAUAUUUCCCUGCACUCUCUCUUUUAAAUCUCAGCGCUUCAUUAUCACAGACCGACUACCUCCACAUUCAUCCAGCAUGAGCAACACACCAAUACGACUACUCGUCGAAUUCAAACCCAAAGCACCGAAACGAGUACCCGACGGAUCCCAGCACAAAGCAAUCGAAGUUCAACACUCCGAUGCUCCAUACCAGCAAUGGCUGAACCUGCGAGCGUCUCUCGACUUCCAUCUCAAUAGCCUAACGGACGCUUCCAUGUCCAUCAUAAAAGUUCACAUAUUGUGGAAUGUUCUGCAUAGUUAUGUGGUGGAGCAGGAUUUCCAGUGGUCUUCGAUUUAUGUAAAGACUGAUGAGAUCUUGGAAACACAAGCAUCGGUUUUUGGAACUCCGGAACCGGAACUUGAGCGGAACGAGGAGAGGUGUCGGGACAUAGUGAUUGCCUUGGGCUUGAUGAAGGAAAGGGACUGUUGGGAUCGUUUAUGUGUUGAGUAUAGUGUGAAAGCAGAAGAAGGAAGACGAUAGAUAGUAAAGGUUAAGGGGUUAGAUGAAGGAAAUUGAAAAAUAGGAAAAAAAGGUCUUGCAAUACACCUUAGAGUUGUUCCAAAUAAAUCGAGUAUCUUAUGUGAUCGGGAAGAUAGUAACAUAACUUGAAGAUAAAUCAAAUACAACCCGACA
Molecule: messenger RNA, 808 nt
Organism: Botrytis cinerea B05.10
Lineage: Eukaryota; Fungi; Ascomycota; Leotiomycetes; Helotiales; Sclerotiniaceae
Exons: 1
Coding region: 134-655 (173 amino acids)
Source: RefSeq, a predicted model, not a curated record